Bactrocera oleae (olive fruit fly) is the source of this 1906-nucleotide messenger RNA. RefSeq names its product probable cytochrome P450 309a1. NCBI's taxonomy places the organism in Eukaryota, Metazoa, Arthropoda, Insecta, Diptera, Tephritidae. The record is from RefSeq and is a predicted model, not a curated record. Gene Ontology annotation, molecular function: iron ion binding; oxidoreductase activity, acting on paired donors, with incorporation or reduction of molecular oxygen; monooxygenase activity.
AUACCAAGAUAGAACUAGUUUAGUCUGGAAAUAAUCAGUUUUUUGGCCGCUAGAAGAAAAUUACAAUUUCUUAAUGUUGCUUUGCAAAUGAAAUUAUUCGGCCAUGUUUUCUUCAAGGUGACCUCAUCAAAAUAAAUUCAUUUAUCUGAAACUAAAAUUGGUACUUAAGAAUGCAAAACACAGCGCACAUUUCACAUUUCAAAAUGGUGCCGCUUCUAGUUACAUUUGCUUUGCUCGCCGCUGUCGGAAUCCUGAUACACAAAUAUCUGACAUGGCACUACGAUACCUUUAAAAAGUUGGGCAUAGCCGGCCCAGAGCCAAAAAUAUGGUUCGGAAAUUUAACCGGCAAACAGCAAAUAGGUUACGAUUACGAUGACAUCUAUAACAAAUACAAGCAGAAACACCAGAUUGUUGGCAUGUUUGUUUCCAGACAACCUGAGUUUUUAAUACUAGAUCCGAAAUUGGCACACGAAGUCUUAGUAACGAAUUUCAAGAGCUUUCGGAAUAAUUUAGGAUCCAAAUUCCUCCACGACAAAGAAGAAGAUCCAGUCGCCAAAUUCAAUCCCUUUUUCAAUGUUGGUGAGAAAUGGAAGACGAUACGGUCCGACGUAAUGGGUGGACUAACACAGCACAAGUUCACCUCAGCCUAUCCGAUUUGGAAGACUUGUACUCAAAAGCUUGGAAAACUCUUAAAUGCACAGACAGCAAAAGGCAGCUCUAUAAUCGAAACUAAAAAUCUUCUAUUACGCUAUACAUCCAAUAUAAUGGGUGAAUUCCUAUGGGGCAUUGAAACGAAAACGCUGGACAGUCUCGACGAACCGAAUCAUUAUCUGGAAGUAUCGCAUGAACUAAUUCACCAAGUGUUUCACGGUUUUAUGAGCUAUUACAAUUGCAUACCCUUCCCUUGGUACCGACGCUUUGCUAAUCAUCGAAUCUUCACUGCCGAAAGUGACCAGCUUUUUUCACAGCUUACAAAAGCCGCAUACGAGUUGCGUGAGAAAGAUGAUAGCAAAAAGAAUCAAGCUGACUUCUUAAAUUACGUGCGCCAAUUGCAGGAAAAGAAGCAUCUCUCCCAUAAUGAAGUGGUAGGCUACCUGGUGACCGUUUUUCCCGAUGGUUUUGACACUUCAGCAACAGUUGCUUUUCACGCCCUUUUCUACUUGACCCAUCAUCCGGAGUGUCAGGAAAAAUUACGUAAAGAAAUUUUAAGCAAUCUUGAAGCAGACGGCAAUAUAAAUUAUCAAGCUUUGUCUCUGCUCCCUUAUUUGGAUCAGUGUAUAAACGAAACCUUACGUAUGAUAAGUCCCAUUACAUUUAAGCCGCGCCUCUGCACAGAAUCAACCGAAUUUGUAUUGGACGAUGGACGUCGCAUACCCAUCGAGGUGGGACAAGUAGUAACUAUUCCCAUAUUCAGUUACUUACAUGACGCCGAGUAUUUUGAAGAUCCGUUGGAAUUCAAACCGGAUCGUUUUGAAAAUGUUGAUAUUUCGGAGUUGACGAAGAGGGGAAUUUUUUUGCCGUUUAGUGAUGGACCACGAAUGUGCUUGGGUCGUCAUUUGGGUCUUUUGCAAAUAAAAACAGCUAUCGUCGAAGUGCUCAAGAACUAUCGUUUGAAAGUCUGCGACAAAACUCCACCGAUAGCGAAGCUCGGCUCACCAGCGCUUAUGAACGCAGUGGAAGGUGAUUUAUUAGUCGAGUAUGAGAGAUUAUGAUCAUAAACAGUGAGGCUCCCAUAUUGUUAGUAUUUUUAAAGUAAAUCGAGGCUAUUGAUUUUUUCUAAGUUCUGUGAAUAAGUAUUUCUGAUAUAUGGAAUGAAUAUUUCCAUUAAACAACUUUAAGAUAUUAUGUUAGUUUACAUAUAACACUUGAACAUCGAAAAAUUUUUAUAAGAAUAAAUGAAACAAGU